Malus domestica (apple) is the source of this 1135-nucleotide messenger RNA. Its product is annotated as loganic acid O-methyltransferase-like. The record is from RefSeq and is a predicted model, not a curated record. Gene Ontology annotation, molecular function: S-adenosylmethionine-dependent methyltransferase activity. Gene Ontology annotation, biological process: methylation. NCBI's taxonomy places the organism in Eukaryota, Viridiplantae, Streptophyta, Magnoliopsida, Rosales, Rosaceae.
GCAAAUUAAGUUAAGAUUCGAGUACAAGGACAUGGAGGACGAGUCCUUUGCAAUGAACGGUGGGGAUGGCCUCAACAGCUACAAGAAGAACUCCAAGUUUCAGAGACAGGGAUUCGAUGCAUCAAAGAUCUUGUUGAGAGACAGCAUUCAAGAAAACUUCACAAUUCAAAACAAUUUGAAUGGCAAUAUCACAACAAUAUUGAGAAUUGCAGACCUUGGAUGUUCAGUUGGACCCAACACUUUCGCUUGCGUCAAAACCAUCAUAGAAGCUGUGAAGCUCAAGUUCGAAACUCAUCAGGAUUUCAAAACCCAAUUGCCUGAGUUCCAGGUCUUCUUCAAUGACCAGGUCUCUAACGAUUUCAACACGCUAUUCAAGGGGUUCCCGGUCGAUAGGAAUUACAUGGUGGCCGGAGUUCCAGGCUCGUUCCAUGGCCGGCUCUUCCCUAAGGCCUCGAUGAACGUGAUGCACACCUCCUUUUCCCUUCACUGGCUGAGUAGGGUUCCGGAACAAGUCACCAAAGAAGGGUCUCCUGCAUGGAAUAAAGGAAGAGUCAGUUACGUGAGCAGCUCUGAUGAAGUUGUGGAGGCCUUCUCAGCUCAGUUUGUGAGGGACAUGGAGGGUUUCUUUGCUGCAAGGUCGGUAGAGUUGGUGGAUGAUGGGUUAUUGGCCCUUCUCAUACCCUGCCGGCAAGAGUCAACUCUCCCUUCGGACUCAAUUUUAGCGCAUAUUUACGAGUGUGUGGGACUUUCACUUGCAGAUAUGGCCAAAGAGGGGUUGGUGAGUGAGGAUCUUCUGGACUCGUUUAAUGUACCAAUUUACAUUCCAAGUCCGUCUGAAGUUAAAAAUUUGGUGUUGGGAAUGAAGAGCCUGUUUAGUAUCGAGAGGUUAGAGGAACUGUUAUUCCCAACAAAUCUUAGUACUCCUAAUGAUAUUCGAGCUUGCGUCUCUCAUAUAAGAGCUACGGUUGAAGGCGUUGUAUGCAAGCAUUUCGGAUCCGAACUCAAUACUGAAGAACUUUUCGAAAGAUACUUUCACAAGAUAGAAGAAUUCUCAAAGACACCUCGGUUUACUAACAUUGAGAAUGUGGCAAAUUUGUUUAUGCUUGUUAAGCGCAAAUUCCAUAUGAUGAAGUGA